Mercenaria mercenaria is the source of this 9710-nucleotide messenger RNA. RefSeq names its product paramyosin-like. The coding region runs from base 154 to 2457 and encodes 767 amino acids. NCBI's taxonomy places the organism in Eukaryota, Metazoa, Mollusca, Bivalvia, Venerida, Veneridae. The record is from RefSeq and is a predicted model, not a curated record. The transcript is spliced from 6 exons.
GAAGGGUGACUAUUGUGUAUGUACGUGGCAUAUUAUGUGUGAAGAUUAAACCGAAAGUACUUUACAUUGAUAAAGCGCUGUAAAUACGGGUUUAACUCUGUUUAAGAUCUCAGAUUAAUAAAUGGAUUGAUUUAAGAAGUAAAAAGGGUAAAAAUGAAGAGGAUACUACUUCAAGUGACUGUUUCCCUGCUAACAUGUUUCCUUGUUUGGAGUGAUGAAACAAAUGUGGGUCAGAACGAACCAUCUUCUUGCCGUUAUAGUUCCAGAUGUUAUAACCCUUUUUGGUGUGAGGCCGUACUAUCUGCACGGGAAUGCUCGAAUCGUUCUCGAUGUUGUGCUGACGUUUACAACAAAGUUGAAUGUUUAAAAGACUUUUUAGACAAUAGAACACAUACGUUGAAUAUGUCGUCGGAAUUAGUGGAUAGCUUGAUGAAGAACGCAAGUGUAUCUGAGUCUAAACUCGAUGAGCUAAGGAAAGAAACUGAUGCAUUGAAAAUACGCUGUAAUGAAAACGAAAAUGCAACAUCGUCACAAAUGAAAUCACUGAUCACCGAUAUAAGUUCAGCGAAUUCUAAACUUGAUUCUUUAGGUAAGAGUUCAUCAGAUGUUAUCAAUAAAACCAUAUUUGUAAACAAGGAAAUUGAGGCAUUAAAGGAACGCAAUAAUAAGACCGAUAAUGUUCUGAGCAAGUUAGUUAAUGAAAUAAAUUCUGUUCCAGACAAGUUAAAAUCAGUUGAAGCAACAAUUUCAAAACAAUUUGUCGAGACACAAACUCAAAUAUCUGAUAUUACUGGUAUGUUGGAUAGAAAUAUUUCAAGCCUCGAAAGUAAAUGGCGAGACCUAUUCACCAUUGAAACGGAGACUGUAAAUCAAACAUUCAGCUCAUUGAACCUUAAAUUGAAAGAUGCUCUGAACAAUUUAAAUACUUCAGUUGAAAUGUUGAAUACCACUAUAGAAAAUGUAAAAGCAAAAUCUAAGCAAGACUUGCAAGAAAAGUCAACAGAAAUACAAGAUAAUAUUAUGAGUGUUCAAAUAAAAUUAGACAAUUUAAAAACGAGUUUUGAAAUAUACAAAAGCGCAACUGAAGAUGAUAUAAAAAACAAAGCAGAUGAUGUAUAUGACAGAUUACUUGAAAAAAUAACGAAGGAGUCAAGUGAACUAAAUAGCAGAUUAAAGGAGCUAAAAAACAGAAUGGAUCGAGAAACUUCAGGUAUAAGUGAUAAAAUAACACAAUUAACGAGCAGUCUGACAAAGUCCAAAGAGGACUUCGAGCAUAAAAUUAAAAAAGAUACUGAAACACUGCGUUCUGAAAUAAAUCUAAUAACUGAAAACUUAGACAAGCAACUGAAAGAACUGUCAGCAAACACGAAGAAAGAUAUUGAGGACAAAAAUAAAGAAAUACUACAGAUUGGAAUAAAUAUCGAAGAAUACAAAAGUGAAAACGCUCUGAACUUACAAGAGGUAAAGAAAAGUUUGACAGAUUUAAUACAUGAAAAGGUAUCAGAAGUUCAAACGAAAACCGACCAAUCGAUUGAGAAGGUGCAUAAGGAUAUUGACGAGCUUAGGGAAGAAAUAGGAAAGCGUAUAAAAGUUGAAGUGGCCAAACUAUUGCAACAAACAAUUGCAGUUAAUCAAACACUUAAUGAACAGAAGGAAAAGGUUGACAUAAUAUUACCAAACACAUUUAAUAAAGAAAUGUUCAUCAUAGCCUUUUUAGUACUUGUGGUACUGCUGGCCAUCAAUUAUGGUAUUGUAUAUGUACUAGUGAAACGCACAUCUCCCUCUCAGCCGGUAGUUAGAAGGGAAACGACAAACAACGUCCAUUCCGUAUCAAGUUUUGGUGAAGAGCCCCACUCGCCCGUUGAGGUAUAUAACAGACUAACAUUUGCAAAAUCACUUCCAAACGAGUUGUCCUUCCCUCUGAAAGAUUCUAUUGGGGUGAUCAGCUUUUAUGAAGACUCCCAGAAACAUCACAAGCGUCUUAUGAAAAGCGUAGAAGAGCGUCUUCCUGAACGUCUGCUUCAUGACGUCAAAGUUGAAUACCACGUGGUCCGACGUCACGAAAAUAUUCCGGGAAUACCGCAUUCGAAACUGUGUAUCAUGUUUGUCGAAUUUUCCGAAAGGCAUGUGAUAAUAGAGGAACCAGGUAUAGGCCUAGGUGAUCUAAAGCGGAGAACUGCAGAUUUCAUAAGUAAAAUGGGAGCCUGCCUGGUGAUUGUGUAUGUAAAGGACCCUGGAUCAAGACACCUGAAAGGUUCGGAACUAUUCAACAGCGCGAUUCACUGCGCAAAAUCACAACCUGAACUGGUAGCUCUAAGCGAACUUGAACGCUUCUUGAGUAUAUAUGACAAAUUCAACAGCAACCAAGCUGAUCGCCUUGUUGAUAUAAUAACGGCAAACUUAGGUCAUACCGGAAGCGGAAAUAGACCUAAUCUCAGACUUAACUUACAGAGGUAAAAUUAAUGGGAUUAAACUUUGUUAUUAUAUAAUAGCAGAAAGACAAAACGUUUUAAAGGCAAAAGUGUAGUACAUGUAUAUUGACAGGGGGAGGAUGUAUGGUGGUAUGCUGUAAGGAUUAAGUGAGUGAAAUAUCGCGCUGUAACAAAAAGAUGACCGAAAGUACAUGUCUUUGGGGAAUUUUUGACCGGUAAGUGGGGUUUUGCUUUACAUUUCAUAAAGUAACUAUUAUAAUUUAAAACAAAGACCAGUCUCACUAAUCAGAUACACACAUGAUCGCUGUGUAGAUAAUGGGUAUUUCUCGUAAGAUCUUAUUAUCAUCUGUCUCUAAAAAGUACAACUGUUGUUAAUAAAAAGGAUUGGCGUAUACUUAAGAAAUAAUUUAUAGCAAAAGAGUGCUUUAUCACUAUUUAUGCACAAUGGGCGGUUAUACGUCGGGCGUAAUAAUUGCACGAGGGCGCAGCCCGAGUGAAAUUAUUUGUACGACGUAUAACCGCCCGAGUGUAUAAAUAGCGUUAUAACACUCCUUUGCUAUAAAUUAUUUCGAUUCUAAUAUGUCCUUAAUCUAAAACAGUAGAUAAAAAAUAAAAGCGCUCUUUCUUGGUCGCAACAACAACUUUGACGUCACCGCACGUUAACGUGACGUCAUUCUAGCGUAAGAGUGUUUUAACAGAGACAAACAUAUUAGAAUAUUAGUUAAUCAAAACAGAAUGGAAAAUGAUGUGAUCAUCAUUGGAAAUGGCAGGAAUGCCCAAUAACCUAACCGUCUCGGCAAAUAUAUGUUUACAGUUGUUUACAGUCAAACUAAAAUGUGCUUAAUGUGUUUCACUCCACCGAAAAAGGGCUUGCAGUAAAAGAAAAUGGCCACAAUUUGCAGGCAGUUAAAGUAGAGCCAUCAGGUUUGGUAAACUGGCAUAUCUACAUGAAAGAGCUUUUAUAGCAUACAGAGAAGUGUUAUAUUUACAGGGGACAGGGGCAAAACUAUAUAAAAUUCAAGACAAUUAUUUGUAAACAUUGCAUCAGAGCCAAAACUUUUUCGUAAACAUUUUUUUUGUCUUUACAGUUUUUCAACUGUAAAUGCAAUGUUGCUAAAGAAUAGACUUUACACCACGGCACUGGCACAUUUAUUUUGUGAAAUGUAAAGCAAAUCCCAAUCAGCGGUCUAAAUUCCUUUCGCACAUGUUCUUUCGGUUUAAAAUUCUGCUAUUUUUCUUACAGUGAGAUAUUUUGCUUACUUAAGCCUCACAGCAUACCACCAUACGUCCAACCCCCUGAUUAAAAUUCUGCCAUAGUAAUUCUCCAAACAGUCAUGCUUUCCUCAUGUUAAAAUGUAAAUGCUUUUUUGCAGGACAAUUUAGGAUUGACAGGUUAAAAAAAGCAAUUUCUUACCAGAGGUAUUUUAUAUAGAAUUUAUAUAAAAUAGACUCUAUUUUGACAGGCGUCACUGCUCAUAGUCAGGAUUUUCAUGCUUUUUCAGUGACAAUUUAAGGUUAAAAGGUAUGACUGUAGCAGGUCUUUAAGGACUUUAAAUUUUAAAUAACAAUAAAGGAUAAAGAAUUAGCAUCAGGGGUAUAUUUAGUUUGAUUUUGACGUUGGAGCGUUAAGUUUAUAACUACUACUCGUCUGCUGAUUAAGGAAAUCGGCAUGAUUUGCUUUGCCUUAUUUAGGUACGAACCACUAUCGUACUGAAUCACAUACGUAAAAAACGUAUUAAAAGUAAAACAUUAAAUAACAAUUUACGGUGCCUUCAAAGGUAAUUUUAUAAGAGAAAUAACCUUACUCGUUGUGAAAACUGUGACAAUGGUAAUAGACCAUACUUUUAAGUUGUUAUAUGAAAAAUUUCGUUCGAAAUCAGUUUAUAUUUCCAGCCUCUCAAAUGAUGAUUUUGUUGUUAUGAUCAACGAAUUAGAGAAUGCACAUUGAAUUGAUGUAUGUACCAUUUAAAUGUUGUAGAAAAAAGAAUAAUUCUUUUGUAAUAUAUGUAUAUAUAUUUGUCAUGAAACUUCAAGUGUGCGAAGUUAAUAUAGCUGCAUUUCGGAUAAUCAUUGUUCGCUUACAUACUCUACGAAUCAAAAUGUUAAGCCCCAUGAUCAUUAAAUAUACACGUCAUACAUUAAACGGGAUACCACAACUUUUCAGAACCGGUACUAACAUUGUACAGGUUGUAUAUCAAAAGUUUAAUAUCAUUUAAAUAUGUGUCAAAACUUAGGCUCUUUUUUAUUUAUUAUAACCGAUUCAUUUUUCUUAUUUCGGUUCCGUUCUCAUACAUAUUUGUCAUAGCCUUUUUACUAAACAGUAUUAUUAGUUAGCUUGAUGUGAAUGUAAAAUUAUUUUCACAUACUAGUAAGUUCGUAUGAUGUUUUCAUAAUGUCUUCGUAGAUAUUUCUCGUAGUUUUUGGUACGUUAUAUAAUUACACACAAAUGUUUAAAUCAUUCACUUUAUGCUUACUGUUUGUAUUAACUUGUUGGCAGGAAUACUUGAAGUAAAGGUUGGCAGUCAUUAAGUUUUAUACUGUAAGCUGGUAUCUCAGUAACCACUUGAAAACUUCACAUAUUUAUUCACUUUGAUGAUCUGUGAUGUAAUGCACAUGUUCAAUAACUCUCUUAUGUUUUUGACCUUUUUUCUAUUUAGUAAAUUUUUGUUAAGUUUUUGUAUGUUAGCUGGUAUCUCAACGACCAUUUUUGAUUGUUAUUAUUUAACAUGCAAUGUAUAGUUCCAAUAACUGUUUUGCAUUUUCAAAUCGUUUUGCUCUUUUUUGACAUAGCAAUUUGGGGUUAAAUUAUUGUAUGUAAACUGGUAUUUAAAUAUGGAUUGAAACGGAUAAGAAAAGUUUUGGUGUACUCUGAGGGGAAAGUUGUAUGGUUUAAAAUUGUUGUCCCUAUUUGUACCAUGUCUUUGUUUUAAUAAUUUUAACUUCUUUUUUUCCAUUAACCUAAUUUAUUUGACACCACUCUUAUCAAUUUAAAAGAACUUGACAAUUGGCACAAUGAUAAGUUACAAUGAGAGGAAGUAUUCAAAGGUUCUUUCACUGGUUGUAGAUUCAGAUGGGAAUAUCCGGCUCAAAGGUAACCGAGGCUUUGCGUAAACAGUAACCCGAGAGCCAGAUACUCUCAUCUGCAGCUUUCUUGCGGCCAUAUUUAACAAGUAAUAGUAUGCCUUUCUUAUAGCACUUUCUUCUUACAGCAGCGUAUUAACAAACAGGAAGUACGUUAUGGCGUUACAGAGACAAAGCAACUAUUUAUCAUCUGCAGAGGAAUGUUAUGGUUUUUCUUUUUGGAAAAAAAUAACGUUUUUAUAAUAUAUAUAUAUAUAUAUCCGGUUUUACGUAAAUAAAUGUUAAUUUCUGCACAUAACUACAUAGAUGUAGUUCGUUAUACGCCAUUUACGACACGAGAGUCAUCUUACACCCCGGGAGUAUGAGAUAGAGCACCGGUUAAAACACCGGAAAUCCAAGUCCGGUAUGCAAGAAUAAUAUUUUUAGGACCACAACCUUAUAACAAUUUUAUAAUAAUCUCCGAAACAUUUAAAUAUAUUAAGCUAUUUGUAUAUGUUUGGUUAGUUAUUGUAAACAUCUGAAAUUAUAACUUCAUAUAAUUAUAUAAAUGUUGUUUUUGUAUGUAUAUAUUUUGUAUAUUCUUGUAAAAUUGUAAUGAAUCUGCUCAUUGUUCUUCUAUAUUAUACAUUUUGUAGAUAUGUUCUGCGCUCUCUCGAGGAGAAACUGAAAGUUUCUAUCUAUGCCGUAUCUUUAUGGUAACAAUUACAAGGAUUAGAUAUAAAAUUGUUAAAUAUUUAGUCGAGCGCGCUGUCUAAUGCACAACUUUUGUUAACAUAUUAAGACAAUAACGUUUAAUUUUUAAAUUCUCUGAAGGAAGUUCAAUGGAAUUUGAUUAAAUGGUAACUGGCAAUGAGAGUGGAUAUGUACAGCAGACGAAUUAUAUGUCUGUCUCGAAUCAUUUAAGAAUAAUGUCCCUUGUUUUGCUAAGUUUUAACUUUUUGAAUAAAGCAUUAACUUUGACUCAACAGAAUGAUAUUUGAUAUUUAUAGGUUAUUAGAUUUGUAUCGAGAAAUAUGCAUAAGUUCUGCAGCGAAAAUAUUGCGCGACUUCAGGAGCGCAAUAUUAUUCCGCGAAAGUUCGAGUGCAUAUUUCUCUAUGCAAAUCUAAUAAUCUUUUUGUUAUGUAGGCAUCUACACUUAAAAUUAAACUUAAGAUAUGAAAAAUAUUGACGUUUCGUGUUCCAUUGAAACUUAAAACUUGGUGUAGUUAAGAAAUAAUAAGUUCCCAAGUGUGGUUUAUCGUAGAAUAACCCGUGUUUUGAGUUCUUAUGCGUAAAAAUAUAUCACGAAGGUCGAGAUAUAUUGUUUCGCAUAAGAACGAAAAAGUCGGGUUAUUCUACGAUAAAUCACACUUGGGAACUUAUUAUUUCGAUUCUAGGACGGAUUACACCAAACAGGAAGUGACUACUCAGUGUUACAUGUGAAGUAGUCCAAAAUGUAGUUCCAUGCUAUGGAUGGAAUCUGGUAUAAUGAGUGACAUGAAGAGGUGACAGUUAAAUUUUUGGCUUCUGUUUAUUGCUUAUAGUAUUGAGAAUAGAUCUAGACCAUUUUCAUUGUAAAUUUCUUGGAAUAAGUUUUAUUCUUUGCGAAAAAUGUCUACCUACGCGUAACUGCUAAACGACUGUUUUCUUGGGGGCAUUUUUAGAGGGUGAUGUUUCUCAGAACAGAUUAUUUUUCUUAUAUUCUACAUAACAUGUCAAUAUUUUUCUAUUUUUAAUAAGAAGACAUGUUAUACUAAAUGAUCAUAUAUGGUUUUCAUAUCAUUGAAAUGCUCUAAAGUGCUGAAAAUGAGGUCUGAAUGUUGUGUUAUUAAUAUGAAAUAAAUAAGGAAUUGAAUUGGUAGAAUGUAACCUUCUAACACGACAUACUAGUAUCAACAGUGUUAGAAAAACAAUGGUAACUACCUUUUACGACCGUGCUACGCACCUGGAUCGGAUGACGUCAUUGCACGCGAGUGGUUUAUUUAAAAAAUGAUUUAUAGCAAAAGAGUGCUUUAACACUAUUUAUGCACGAUGGGUGGUUAUACGUCGGGCGUAAUAAUUUCACGAGGGCGCAGCCCGAGUAAAAUUAUUUAAACGACGUAUCACCACCCGAGUGUAUAAAUAGUGUUAAAACACGCUUGUGCUAUAAGUUAUUUCGAUUCUAAUAUGCCCUUAAUCUAAAACAGAAGAUAAAAUAUAGAAGCGCUCUUUCUUGGUCGCAACAAAAACUUUGACGUCACCUCACGUUAAUAUGACGUCAUUCUAGCGUAAGAGUGUUUUAACAGAGGCAAGCAUAUUAGAAUGCAGAAUAACCUGAGAUAGAUUUUGCUCUACAUGUAUGUAGGUUAUUCGCUGGUCGUGUUAGAAUUAUAUUUUCCAGACAGGGAAAGUGUAGAGUAAACCAACCUGUACUCUAGCUUGAAAGAUGUUUUAGUUAUUUGCCCUUUUUAAUCACAGUUUUCAUGGGCGUAGGAGUGAGUUUAACUUUGUGGGGUAAAUCUUUUCGACCGGCCUGUGGGGUGGGGGAGGGGGAGGGGGCGGCAAGGUAUCCCCGGUGCAUUAUUCAUGACAAAGCCUCAACGCCUUGUACAGGAGCCAAAUGGGCCAUAGGCCCCCUCAAGCCUCUAUGUUUUAGCAAUCAUUGAGUUAUUCUGACGAUACACAUACGACUAGGCACUGAACUGUCUUAAUCAUUCAUAUUAUCUAUUGUUCUAAUUAAGUGUGCCAUUUUUUUACAUUCUUCUGUUGAAGCCCUGGACAUACAAUCAAUUAGCACUGCAUUUGUCUAAUUGUGAUAUAAAGUUCUGGAAAUAUCAUUUCCCUUGAAUGGACAAUGAAAAACAAAAAAAAUACAUGACGUUUACAUGCGUAAACAGGCUUAAUAGUUAGGCAUACAUAGAUUUUGCAGACGCUCAAAUCGAAACUAUAGUGAUUGCGCUCAAUGAUAUAUUAUUUUUAUAAAAUGUAAUCAAACCUUGGCGUGGCGCGUACAGAUUUCAACAUUCACACUACGGAAAGAGACAAGUCAGAAUACAAGGGAAGGCAAAAUGCAAGCAAAACUAUAGUUUGCGCCCCACCCCCCACUCUCCUAGCUUUGGGGGUGUGGUCCCCGCUGCCCCCCCCCCCCCCCCCCCAGCUCCUACGCCUAUGGUUUUAACAAUUUAGACGAUAAUUUUAAAUCCUGAAAGGAAUUUGAGUGUUUAUUUGUAUAAUGAUGGGUCGUGAUGAGAGGGUGUGUGUUGUAAAGUAACUUUAUCUUGAAUAUUGUAAAAUUAUCUUCGUUUAUAUGUUAAAUUGUCUUAUAUUUUCACAUUUUUAAGACAGUAUUAAUGGGUGUAAGGAAAGACCCUCCCGAUCGGAAAAGUAAAUCCGCAUAGCAAAAACCUAGAAAGUGACACAUGUAAAGUUUUUCAGUCAUAUUACAUGCUGAUAUGUUGUCUUCAUGCUACUACAGAAAUUUGUUGUUUUUUUUUUCAGAUUUUCCUAUUGGAGAAAGUAAUAUUUAUUCUCUAUACUAAGUUCAGAAAUUUUCAGCUUUAUAGAAUAAACAUGUAUAUCUUCGUUAAUUGAUCCCAACACCAACAUUUUAUGUUCAACCUUGUAUUAUUAUUUGUACAAUGCAACUUCAACUACUUUUAUGUAAAACGAAACAAAUAAGUUCUAAAGAUAUAGCAACAUAUGUGGGCUUUUAAAGCUACAAGUUGCCUACCCCUAUACAAUUUUGUGAAAAUUUUCAUUUCCCCUAAAAAUAUUUGAAAAAGGGUUAUUUUGCACCUAAUGUCAUACAUUUAUAUUAAUUCAUCAAUCACACGAUCAAAGGUAGUUAUUCAGUAAAUAUUACGGGCUUUUCUUACUGUCUUUUGCUUCUCAGUGAAAAAAUGUCUGCUUAACCGGAAUGAAAUUUCUUUACACCCUUCAUUUUACGCCACUAUAGGGACUGUAUAUUAGCAUUUCUUUAAGGCAAAGUCAUUUCAAUUAAGCGUUGGGGAUAUGAGUCACCUUAAAUGAUAGUCAGUGAUACUGAUUGUUUGAAAAAUUGAAGUUGUGUUUAUGCCUAUCAAGGUUAAGAUCUGUAUUGAAAGAAUUUGACACAACGAUUCUGAUCAGUUAAUGUGUUUAUUAUAUUACUGACAACUGUAGAAGACGAUUCUACAUACUGACGUUUCUUACACACAAAUAGAGUGCCUUCAUGAAUAAAUAUUGAUUAACUGACUGCA